AUGGUGCGGCUGCUGCUCGUUUUGCUGCUCCUUGCCGACGUCGGGAUCGCCGAUAACAGCGUGACGUGCGCGUUAAACACGCCGCGUUUCUACGACCCGUCCACCGGCUGCUACCCGGGCCCCAUCCAAAAUUCGUUCGACCCGGAUACGGUCCUAUUUUGGGAGGUGGUCGAAGGCUAUCGCGUGUAUUACGUAUGCCCCGAGCCCGGUCACAAAGUCUGCCGGAGCAAGGGCAAGGACAAGAAGUCGCCGGACCAAUUUUCGUGCCACGGAACGGCAGACCUGUCGGAAGAAUGGUUCAAACGAUGGGAGGCUGGCUUUAACGGCGAAUGCGGUUCCGAGGAAACACGAAAAGAGGAUGCCACGGUCGAGCCGCUAUUUCGUCCGAAAAUCUACUGUGACGUAUCCGGGCCACCGUACGAUCCGAAGGGCAGAACGUGCAAAAGGUCCGUCGCAGAACCUUUUGGAGCGUCGCCGAGCAUCGCCUUCCGCGAGGACAUCCUACACCCUGACAACACCACGGUCAUGGUCACCUACGUGUGCGAAGCGGGAUAUUUCUGCUCCGAGGGCUCCGGAGAUUUCUGGCCAGUAACAACAUCGGGUCCGUUGGGCGAUCGGGUGGGGUGCUGGGACAGAGUCAAUAAACCGACGCCCUACUCGUCGGGAAUCUGCGUGGCCGAUUCCGCUCUGCCCCGCAUUGUCUAUACGGCCUCCGCCGACCUGAAACGUCUGAUCGAGUCCCGCCAGGGUCGCCUCGGUUACGGUGUACUCUUCCCGCGUGGGCCGGACGACUUCACCGACUUCAAGCCGUUCCACUAUGACGUGGCAUGUGACGUGGCCCACCGCCCCUGGCACCCCGUCGAAGGAUGCGUGGAGGUGGAGCGCGAGCUGCCAUUGGCGACAGUCACGGAGAAUGCGGAAACAAUAGGGGCCGACUGGGGCAUCGCCUUCUACGAGACAGUCCUCAACAACGACGGCGUCACCUGGACGCACGUCGUUUAUGAUGAUCCGACGACCUCCAAGGCGGAGAUCCCUGCCGAGUGGCCGCACAAGUUGGCGGUGUUGCACAGCCCGGCCAGUCGGGGAAUACGCACGCUGCUGCGGCGCUACGUCGAACUGUACGAUCCCAGCAACGCCGGAAGCCGAGGAGGGAUCUCAGGGACACCACUCGAUUUCGCGCCCACCUACACGCGGGUCAAAGAGGUCAAGUACCAGCCGGAAUGGCUGAUAACUACCACCACAAAAUCCACCACCACAAAAUCGACCACCACGGUAUCCACUCAGUCGACGAAUGCCACGAUGGCUACCACGAUGAAUACAACGAAGGCCACAACAACCACCACUACGAGGAGCACGACAACUGAGAGGCCGUGGAGUGACGAAGAGUUGAUGCACAUCAAUUCCGGCAUCUUGUGCAUGGUCGCGUUGCUCUUCCUCACCAUCUACUUCAAGUGCAAAAAAUACGAGGCCCCGCCGCGUGUGACCUGGCUGGAGGUGACGACGCCCGAAGAUGCACACCCUCAAAAUCCUCCGAAACAACCCGCCGACAUGACCAAGUCGGCCAGGAGCAGCGCCACAGUC
Molecule: messenger RNA, 1581 nt
Organism: Mesorhabditis spiculigera
Lineage: Eukaryota; Metazoa; Nematoda; Chromadorea; Rhabditida; Rhabditidae
Source: the annotation of a GenBank genome assembly